AUGAUCAUCUUCGUAUGGCGCGCAUGUCCAGUUACCACGAAUGGCAAUGAGCAGGCUCACCGCAAUGUUAACUGUGACGGCGUGAACUUGACACUUCUAGGUGGCAUUACAAGAGGACGAGCCUUUGACGACCGAGCAGCGCAGAGCAUUGAUGUUCAUGUGUCAUUGGACAUUGGCGUUCGUGAUCGUGAUUCCACUCGUGUUUACCGUGCAUCGAGAAGUAUCACUCGUCAAGGUAUGCAUGCCUCCUUAAUUGCUGCAUUUUUCACUUGGACGGUUCCCCUUCUUUUGCUUUUUCACCUGCUUUUAGUGUACUUGUUAUUGAAUGAAAAAGUAAAACAAGUGAAAUAA
Messenger RNA from Suillus subalutaceus, 351 nucleotides. RefSeq lists its product as uncharacterized. NCBI's taxonomy places the organism in Eukaryota, Fungi, Basidiomycota, Agaricomycetes, Boletales, Suillaceae. The transcript has a single exon. Bases 1 to 351 code for a protein of 116 amino acids. The record is from RefSeq and is a predicted model, not a curated record.